AUGGGCCCCUGUACCGCCUCCUCAUGCUGCUGCCAGGCCCGUAAUCUGCCAUGGGCCCCCGUACCGACUCCUCAUGCUGCUGCCAGGCCCGUAAUCUGUCAUGGGCCCCUGUACCGCCUCCUCAUGCUGCUGCCAGGUCCAGAGUGUGUCAUGGGUCCCUGUACGGCCUCCCAUUGCUGCUGUCUCCAUCGCCACACUCUGCCAUGUGCCACUUUCAGGUCUCCUCACACUGCUGGUGGGUUCCAUUUUUUCAUAGGGUGCUGUAUGGCCUCCCAUUGCUGCUGCCUCCACCGCCACACUGUGGCUCCACACUCUGGUUUUGGCCCCGUGACUGCCCAAAUGAGUGAAGUGUGCGGUGAUUCUAAGAUCGACGGCACUCAUCUGCAUGUCAUACUGACUGACAGUAUUAUUUCUCUUCCCCAGCAGACUCCAAGGGCAUUUAAAUUAAAGGUACAGUGUUCUGCACUAAUAUAA
Molecule: messenger RNA, 474 nt
Organism: Staurois parvus
Lineage: Eukaryota; Metazoa; Chordata; Amphibia; Anura; Ranidae
Source: the annotation of a GenBank genome assembly